GUCUGUCUCUGCUCCUUGUUUGGGAGGCUAGUGGGAGGAGAAGAGCUGAAGGGGCUAUAUAACCCCGGAGCUUUCAGAUACAGAGUGCACCAUCCCAGAGCAGCUAUCCCCAGCCAAGCACUGUCAGGGGCUGUUUUCUGUCUGGAGAGCCUGAGGACGUUGACGUAGAAGAUGUGUGAGGAAGAGGACAGCACUGCCCUUGUUUGUGACAAUGGGUCGGGACUCUGUAAAGCCGGCUUUGCUGGGGACGAUGCUCCAAGAGCAGUGUUCCCUUCCAUUGUGGGUCGUCCCAGGCACCAGGGUGUGAUGGUUGGUAUGGGUCAAAAAGACAGCUAUGUAGGUGAUGAGGCUCAAAGCAAGAGAGGAAUCCUGACCCUGAAAUACCCCAUAGAGCACGGCAUCAUUACAAAUUGGGAUGACAUGGAGAAGAUCUGGCAUCAUUCUUUCUAUAAUGAGCUCCGUGUUGCACCUGAAGAACACCCAACUCUGCUGACUGAAGCACCACUGAAUCCCAAAGCCAACCGAGAGAAGAUGACCCAGAUCAUGUUUGAGACUUUCAAUGUGCCAGCUAUGUACGUAGCUAUUCAAGCCGUCCUGUCCCUCUAUGCUUCUGGACGUACCACAGGGAUUGUGCUUGACUCUGGGGAUGGUGUCACCCACAACGUGCCAAUUUAUGAAGGCUAUGCCCUGCCACAUGCCAUCAUGCGCCUGGACCUGGCUGGCCGUGACCUGACAGACUACCUCAUGAAAAUCCUGACAGAACGUGGCUACUCCUUUGUGACCACUGCGGAGCGUGAAAUUGUCCGUGACAUCAAGGAGAAGCUGUGCUAUGUGGCCCUGGACUUUGAAAAUGAGAUGGCCACUGCUGCCUCUUCCUCGUCUCUAGAAAAAAGCUAUGAGCUUCCUGAUGGUCAGGUGAUCACUAUUGGAAAUGAACGCUUCCGCUGCCCGGAGACCCUCUUCCAGCCAUCUUUCAUUGGCAUGGAGUCCGCUGGCAUUCAUGAAACCACUUACAACAGCAUCAUGAAGUGCGACAUAGACAUCAGAAAGGAUCUGUACGCUAACAACGUGUUGUCUGGAGGCACGACAAUGUACCCGGGGAUUGCAGACAGGAUGCAGAAGGAAAUAACUGCUCUGGCUCCCAGCACUAUGAAGAUCAAGAUCAUUGCUCCUCCUGAACGUAAGUACUCUGUCUGGAUUGGAGGCUCUAUUCUUGCUUCCCUGUCUACUUUCCAGCAGAUGUGGAUCAGCAAACAGGAAUAUGAUGAAGCUGGCCCAUCCAUUGUUCACCGCAAAUGCUUUUAAAUUGCUUUAUCUUUGUAUGUGUCCUUAGUGUAUUACUGUGAAUGUAUUCAGGAAAAUACAUUCUUAUAAUUUCAUUCCAUAAAUCCUUCAUCGUAAUUACUCUAAUUAGUUGGGUACUGUGUAUUUUUUGGAAUAAAUUUUAAAUAUGAUCUGAAAUUGCUGCUCCUAUUUAAAACAAAAAACCAAAAAACCAAAACUAAACAAACCAAACCACAACCAAAAAACCAACCCACGCGUUUGUGGAGGUACCGUUACAGCGGGUUUGAAGCUCCAUCUCGUGACACGAGUCUGUUACUACGCUACGCCGGGCUUCAUAGAAAAAGCGGGAACCCUUUGCUCCGUGACACCAAUGCUAGAAAAUGCUCAGCUAUCAGGCUGCACGUUUUCACAGUUGAGCCUCAGAAAACAUUUUAGUCUGCGAACAGAACCAGCCUUGAUUUUUCAAAAAUUCUGGGCAGUACCAAAGGAGCAUAGCAUCUGUUCGGUAUCAGGAUGAGCAUAUGCACUCUCUCCUUUGCAUCUGCUCUAUCCAGAAAUAUUAUCUAUCCACAUCGCUUCUUAAUUCAUAGCUGUCAUGCUGGGAAAGGUAAUCUCUUACUACGUGUGGCCUAGAGGUGUGUGAUGUAUACUACAACAGUUCAGUGUGUUUUCUUAAAAAAAAAAAAACCCUAAACCAAACCUGUUCCUUUGGGAGCAUAUCUAAACACUAGUGUUAGAUUGAACACAUGAUUUCCUACCAUAUGCCCUCAAGAUAAGUGCAGCCUAUUAUUUUUAUGUUGUGAUUAUAAGGGUAAUUAAGCUGGCUUAAUACACUUUUUCUUCAGAACAUUUUUUUGGGGGGGUGUAAUGUAAUCAAAGUAGAUUAAAUAAUAAAUAAUUUAGAUAAUUUUCUCUU
This is a messenger RNA of Falco peregrinus (peregrine falcon), 2200 nucleotides long. RefSeq names its product actin alpha 2, smooth muscle (gene ACTA2). Bases 172 to 1305 code for a protein of 377 amino acids. The transcript has 9 exons. Lineage: Eukaryota; Metazoa; Chordata; Aves; Falconiformes; Falconidae. The record is from RefSeq and is a predicted model, not a curated record.